UUUCAUUUUCUAUACGUUACACACACAUUAUCUCUCUAACCUUUCGUUUUCUCUCUCUAGAAUUCACUCACUCACAACUUCUCUCUCUACCUUCGCUUUCAUUGUUAUAUAGAUUACAUCUACAUAUAUAUUAUAUAUAUUUCUGGAUAUAUAUAUAUAUAUGUAUCAUAGGUUGUAUCGACAUCUUAUGUAUCUAUCUGAAUCAAUCGUUUUCGAGUAAAAAUGGAGUUGGAGGAAGCGAUUUGCUUCCAGUUUUCGUCCCUAUUAUCUUCGAUCUCACUAUAAGUUUUUCCCUUUUAUACUCUCGGUUGGAUCUGCCUGAAGAUCUGUCCUUGGAGCUGGCUUAUUGAGCUCGCUAAGGAAUUUUAUUGCGGUUGAAGACGCGAUUUUUGGGUAGUGAUUUUUGGGAUGGUCAUCGUAGCUCUGUUUGAAGAAUGUGUAGUGGCCCUGAACAGAAUAAAUCUGCUUCGUCGUCCACCACAUCAGCAAUAGAUAAAAAAUUUAACAAAAUGGUCAUGAGUCCACUAACUGUGGAGACCGAAGAUUCUUUUUCCAGUUUACUUGAAUAUGCAGCUAACAAUGACUCUGAGGGUUUCAAGCGUUCAAUUGAGAAUGAUCUUUCAGCAAUUGAUGAAGUUGGACUCUGGUAUGUGCGCAAGAAAGGUUCAAAGCAGAUAGUCCUAGAGCAUCGGACUCCAUUGAUGGUUGCUUCUACGUAUGGAAGCGUGAGUGUUCUGAAAUUGAUAAUAGCACAGCCCAAGGUUGAUGUAAAUUUUUCUUGUGGCCCGGAUAAGUGCACUGCCCUUCACUGUGCAGCCUCUGGUGGCUCUGUUGAUGCUAUUGAAGUAGUUAAGUUGCUUCUGUCUGUUGGUGCUGAUCCAAACAUUGAGGAUGCUAAUGGACAUCGGCCCAUUGAUGUGAUUAUUGUACCUCCGAAGCUGUCUGGGGUUAGAGCUUCGCUUGAAGAACUUCUCAUGAACAAUGCAUUUGAUGGAUCAGUUGGCGACUGCAAGCUGACUGUAUCUGUCACUACAUCAAGCUCUUGGUCCCCGACCCUAUCAUCUUCGCCGGAUAAUGGUUCUCCUUGCUCUCCUUCAGAGUUGGUAUCCUCUCCAAUGAUGUCAAAAUUUAAUGACAUUCCUAUGAACUCCACAUCAGAAAAGAAAGAGUAUCCAAUCGACCCAUCUCUCCCUGACAUUAAAAACAGCAUUUAUUCUACUGAUGAGUUCCGGAUGUUUUCAUUCAAGGUCCGCCCUUGCUCAAGGGCGUAUUCCCAUGAUUGGACUGAGUGCCCUUUUGUUCAUCCAGGAGAAAAUGCACGCAGAAGGGACCCCAGGAAGUACCAUUAUAGCUGUGUACCUUGCCCUGAUUUCAGGAAAGGUGCUUGUAGACGAGGGGAUAUGUGUGAAUAUGCUCAUGGCGUUUUCGAGUGCUGGCUCCAUCCAGCUCAAUACCGUACACGCUUAUGUAAAGAUGGUACAAGCUGUGCUAGGCGUGUUUGCUUUUUUGCCCAUACUCCUGAGGAGCUUCGGCCACUGUAUGUUUCCACCGGUUCGGCUGUUCCAUCUCCUAGGUCAUCUGCCGCCGGUGCUAGUGUCAUGGACAUGGCUGCAGCUUUGAACCUUCUGCCUGGUUCACCUUCAUCUGUCUCUGUGAUGUCUCCUGCUUUCAAUCAACAGAUGUCCCCAUCUGGAAAUGGUGGUCCACACUCUUCUGUUGCUUGGCCUCAGCCAAAUGUGCCAACCCUUCACCUUCCAGGAAGCAACCUCCAAUCAAGCCGGCUUAGAUCCUCUCUUAGCGCCCGAGACAUUCCACCAGAUGAUUUGAGCAUGUUGCAAGAUUUUGAGUCGCAACAACUGCUAAAUGACUUGGCUUGUUUCUCACAAUCGCGCCCUGGUUCACUCUCUUUGAACCGUCCUACUCGGUCCAAAACACUUGCUCCUGCAAAUCUUGAAGAUCUUUUUUCGGCUGAGCUCACUUCUUCUCCCAGAUAUUCUGACCAGGCUGCAUCUUCUGGCGUCUUUUCGCCAUCACACAAAUCUGCUGUUCUCAAUCAGUUCCAACAGCAGCAAAGCGUGCUUUCUCCUAUCAAUACGAAUGUCUUCUCACCAAAGAAUGUUGACCAUGCCUUGUUGCAGGCUUCAUUUGGUGUGUCAUCACCCGGGAGAAUGUCGCCAAGAAGCAUGGAUCCAAUAUCUCCAAUGGGUGCCAGGCUUUCUGCUUUUGCUCAGCGUGAGAAGCAGCACCAACAACAGCUACGUAGUCUCAGCUCACGGGAUCUUGGUACGAACAGUCCUUUCAAUGUUGGAUCGCCUGUGAAUACUACUACUUCCUCCUCUUGGUCUAAAUGGGGAUCUCCAACUGGGAAAGUAGAUUGGUCUGUGAAUGUGGACGAUUUUGGGAAACUGAAAAGGUCGUCUUCCUUUGAGCUCAACAACAACGGUGCUGAGGAGCCUGACCUGUCAUGGGUGCAGUCUCUUGUGAAGGAAUCACCACCUGAGAUGAUGAAAAACAAGUCGGCGGCACCAGCACCUUCUGGUAGUGCUGCUGCACCAUCCGGUGAGGUUGAAUCAAGUGAUCAUUCAGUAUUAGGUGCAUGGCUGGAGCAGAUGCAACUUGAUCAGCUCGUAGCUUAAGCAAAGAGAUGAAGAAAAGAAAUUCAUUUUCACUUAGAUGUUGACAGAAGAAACUCAUUUCUAGAUAUAAGUAUAUAUUCUUUUGGGGGUGUUGAUGCGGUUUGGUAUAACAGGCAGGCUGAAUUUAUAUUCUUUUGGGACGAAAACAAGAAAGAGAUAAUUUGAAAGCUUCUUGUAAUGGCAGUAGCAGCAGCAGGAUAAAGAAGCAAGCAAGCAAGCAUGGCGUAUAAGAUAGAUAUCUGUCUGUCUGUCUGUCUGGGGUGUUUUUACAAGAUCCCAGUGCUGGUUGGGUAUUGUUUCCUCCUCCUCUCUCUGUUAUCUUAUAAUUCUAGCAUAUUAUUACAUUCCUUUACAAUUUUUAUAUGUUUCAUUUGUGUUGAAACAAUUUCAAUUUUCUUUAAGAUUCUCUUUUGGCUAAACCAUCAACUGAUCCUGAAAGAUGUUGCAAUUUGUGCUACUUAAAUUUCCGACUCUUUUGGUCAAGCCUUUUUUAUCAUGUAAAACAUAUAUUAUAGCUAUUAUUCCAAUUUCUUUCUUUCAUUCA
This is a messenger RNA of Cynara cardunculus var. scolymus (artichoke), 3180 nucleotides long. Its product is annotated as zinc finger CCCH domain-containing protein 30-like. The transcript has 3 exons. Bases 435 to 2636 code for a protein of 733 amino acids. Lineage: Eukaryota; Viridiplantae; Streptophyta; Magnoliopsida; Asterales; Asteraceae. The record is from RefSeq and is a predicted model, not a curated record. Gene Ontology annotation, molecular function: protein binding; metal ion binding.